GCAGUAAUUGCGAAUCCAAAUAACAUUGCCGAAAUCGCAAAGGAGAUGAGCGACUGUUUCCCAUUCCACCAACUGCUGCUGAAGGAGAAAAAGUCAUUCGCUGAGAUACUUCAAACAUUUCCACAUUUCGCAUCAUUCAAUGGCAGACUGAUCGACGAGGCAUUCUACAGGCUAUGCCCAGGAGUAUCCCAUCAACUUGAGUUUUCCCCGGUUUUGGGCAGAGCACUUUUACUUGCUUCGGAGAUGUUCCUGAACGUUGAAGAUGCACACGUAAGAGGCACAUUGAGGAUUUUUGCGACAUUGCAAAAGAAAGGAGUGAAGACUUUGUCAUCUAAUCAAGCUGGACCUAGUAGCCCGAUGCAGGCGGAAAGAAUCCUCGUAUCGCCGCUUCUUCGAUGGUCACAGGAUCUGGUCCAAGAUGAUGACAAUCAUCCCGGAGAUACGUACAUUGCAUGUGAGGCUGCUCUGUUCAAAUCUGGACCAUACCGCAUAAUAGACUAUUCCCGUCUGACCUAACCCCCCUUUUUUAUAUUUUUCUUCGAAAGACACGUGUUUUUGAUGACUAUUACCGCUUUCAGAUUUUUUUUAUAUGUACUCCUGAUUUUCAUACAAAUUUUCAAAAACUGGGAAAUUCACCACUUUUUUAAAUAAAAAUUACAAUGCGAAGUAAUUUUUUGUGGGUUUUGGCAACUCUGAAAUGGUGAUCUUUUUUUUCACCUCCGAAAAUGAGCAACGCCUGGGAGCACUUUUUUUGUUUACAUUCAGAAAUGUCAAACUGUACGGCUCGCUUAAUUUCAUCAGGAACAGGAGCAAGUUCCGAGCAACAGCAGCGGAUUGGACUUGGACCGGACUAAUAAACCUCGGAAUAAACGGGUGUUGAGUGUGCCGCUUCACGUGAUCCUGGUGGACGUACACUAACCAGGAGCCUAAUUGCUGGUUAAUGAUGCGGAAUUAAUGGCGAAAGACCGCUACUCUUAUAGGAAUGUAAAUUUUACGAAGGACUCCUACCACAACUUCAUCGAUCUGCAGAACGCAGCGGACGAUGAGUUCCGAAUUUGGUCUGGAGCUGGAUGAGGUGAACACCCACAAGCAGAUAAUAACCAAGGAACAGGGCGAGGUGGAAGCGGCUAAGGAUGUUUCGGAGGACGACAUUCCGGCCAAUCGAUGCAAUCUGCUGCGCCUGUAAGAUCUGGUACUCGGACUGCAGCUGUUCCUCGGGAAGUGAGUAGGCAGGAUGUGUUAAUUUAUACUCAGGGACUAAUGGAAGAUUGGUUUUCAGGAUACCGUUCCCGCAAUUCAUUGAAGUGGAUCCGGCCAAAGGCGUCGACGUCCAGAAGAUGGUGAUGACGGAAGCUACGAACAGAUUCGCCCUUUCGCCGUGGCGGCCGUUCUAUAGAAUGGAUAGAAUGUCACCUUUACGAAGGACUCCUACACCAGAAUAUCUGCCGAAAGCGUGCAAAGGCACCAUGCUCUCAAAGAUAUUAAAUUUGUCCCGUUGAACCAGGAGAAGGCAAUGACCGCGGAGGAGCUGAUGGAGUUCUACUCGACGUACACCCAACUGAGGCCUAUCUGCCGAUAAUUCGGGAUAGGACUUGAUGGACGGUAACUCACCGGAGUAGAAGUUCCCGGCUUGCCUCGUUCGCCGAUUGAUGGUCGUGAACAUGAGUCACAAGGCGAAAGAUCGCUACGUCCACCGGAGGAAAAUCAAGGCUAUCUCUAGCACGAACCGGAACUUCAUGCUGACUGAUCCAGGUCCGACCCCUGUGUAGUGAAGUGAAUAUCGAAAUGUAUUCGGCUGGUUUGAGAAGAAAAAUGCGCGAUUAUAUGAUUUUUUUUUUAACAUGUACCUUCUGUUUCUAUUAGGUAGUCAUGGAAAAGAUUGAGAUUUUUUUUGCAAAUUAGCAAUCAUUACAUACCUAUUCUGAAAACCAGUUCUGGAAGGACAUGGUGAACCUAUUUAACUACGAAUUUUAUUCAUUCAUGAGAGGUCAGCUUAGCAUCACCUUGCAGUUCUGGGAGGACAUGGUGAACCUUUUCAACUAUGAAUUUUACAUAUUUAUUAGGGAAGACCUGCUAAGCAUCACCUUGCAGUUCUGGGAGGACAUGGUGAACCUAUUUAACUACGCAUUUUAUUCAUUCAUGAGAGAAGAUCAGCUUAGCAUCACCUUGCAGUUCUGG
This is a messenger RNA of Aedes albopictus (Asian tiger mosquito), 2178 nucleotides long. RefSeq lists its product as uncharacterized. NCBI's taxonomy places the organism in Eukaryota, Metazoa, Arthropoda, Insecta, Diptera, Culicidae. The record is from RefSeq and is a predicted model, not a curated record. The transcript has 4 exons. The coding region runs from base 46 to 516 and encodes 156 amino acids.